Messenger RNA from Camellia sinensis, 1231 nucleotides. The record is from RefSeq and is a predicted model, not a curated record. Lineage: Eukaryota; Viridiplantae; Streptophyta; Magnoliopsida; Ericales; Theaceae.
ACCUGAUUGUGUCACCCUCCCUCCAUCAUAUCUAAUCUUUUCUUUUUGCAUAUAAUCUCCCUGCAGGUCUCCAACUCCAUCCCACACAAUGUCUUUGCAUUCUCUCUCUAUGGCUUUCAGCAAAUUGCUUUAGUCUGGAGUGCCUUAACAGGUUACUUGUUGAGUUUUUGAGCAUCUUCUCCAACAAAGCUAAGAGCAACUUGAGGUUUUAAUCUUUGAUCCUUCAUUAAUGGCCACCAGUGCUCAAGGCUCCGACGAAGAAACAAGUUUCUUAGAUGAUUCACCAAAAGUUGAAUGGCGGCCAAGUACCACUUUCGUCCAUUGGAAGGGCUUCUGGCUUAUGCCUGAUCUUAUAAAAUCCAUCAUGAUCAUUGAAAAUCAAUUCAAGCCUCUCCCAUCAGAUAUACUCCUAGCUUCGUACCCUAAAACUGGUACAACAUGGCUAAAAGCUCUCUCUAUCUCAAUACUCAGCCACAACUCAAAGGCUUGGAUAUCGCCGGACGGCGAUGCCCAAGCCGAUCUAUUGCAAGCCCACAACCCCAAUGAACUCAUUCCCUUCCUUGAAAUGGAGACUUUUGGCGAAAACUGGUCUCAAAAUAUCAACAAAGUUCCUUCUCCAAGGGUUUUCAGCACCCAUCUCCCUUACUCAAUCCUACCCGAGCAUGUAAAGAACUCUGGAUGUCGUGUCGUUUAUAUUUCUCGCAAUCCAGCAGAUACUUUUGUUUCUAGUUGGCACUUUUAUUUCAAGAAGUUUGGUGCUUCAAUCUCAUUUGAAGAGGCUUUUGAUGAAUUCUGUAGGGGCGUUGUUCCGGGAGGUCCUUUCUUCGACCAUGUGUUGGAGUAUUGGAAAGAGAGAAAGAAUAAGAAUGUUUUCUUUGUUACCUAUGAGGAGUUGAAGGAGAAUCCAAAAGAGUCUGUUAGGAGUCUCGCUGAGUUCUUAGGAUGCUCAUGAUGAAAUUGAACAAGUGGUGUGGAAAAGUAGUCAUGAGAGACUGAGUAAGUUGGAUGCUAAUACUGAUGAAGGAAAAAAACAAUGGCGAGGAAUUCCGUUCAAUUGGUAUUUUCGAAAAGCAGUUGUUGGAGAUGGGAAGAACCAGUUGACAACUGAGAUGAUGGAAAGGCUCAAGGCUCUUGAAAAUCAAAGGUGGGAAGGCUCGGGUUUAAAAUUGAAACUCUCUGUCGCAAAGCCCAACAUCAAAUUGAUGGACAAAAUUUGAAGUCACAUUUGGUA